AUUGCUUUUUUUAUAUCCGGCUGCUGGUGAUGACAUCGCGCAAAAUGCAUGUGGAAAUAUCGAUCGAUUUCGAGCAAGAACUGUGUACAGCUGUCCCGCUCUGCUAAAAAUCAAGGACACGAUAAACGAGGAUAAGCAACUCCAGUCGGCGUCGGAGGUUAUCGCUAAUAGCAAGAGGGGGUAAUCCUGAAGUUAAAUUUGGUCAACGGAUAAACUUAUAAUGAAUGAAGAGAAGUUGAAAGCAAGCCUAACUAAGUAUUUUGGAGAAACGACAGGAAAAGUAACCCAAGGAACAACCGAAGAUGAAAUCAACCGUCUCUAUGCUACAAGGUCAAGGACAUAUGACCAGGAACAUUCGGCGGCGCGCACUGCCUAUUUCAAGCCACUAGCCGAAUGUUUGCACAACGCCCUCAAAGAUGUUUUCCAGGACAAACCAAAUGAUCAGAUCAAAAUCAUUGACGCUGGAGCUGGCACAGGACUCAUAGGAGUUGAGCUUAAGAAACUCGGUUACACCGACCUAUGUGCUCUGGAUAUCUCAAAUGAGAUGUUAGACGAAGCCAAGAAGAAAGAGAUCUAUACUGAAUUCAUCUGCACGUCUUUGAACGGGCAGCCGGUACCUCAGAUUAAAUCAGAGCAAUUCGAUGGUUUGAUUUGUGGUGGGGCGCUCAUUACAGGACGUAUCGAGUCAUCUGCUUUCGUGGAGAUGAUUAGAAUGGUUCGAACUGAUGGCGUCCUCUGUUUCAAUAUUAUGAAAGAGGAAUUAGUGGAACACUAUCAAGACAUGAUGACGGAACUGGAGAAAGCUGGGAAAUGGAUAUGCUUGUCCAAAGAGACUUUACCUUUCUAUGCCGCCGAGGACUUGCCCAACGAAUGCUGGGGGUUCGUUUACAAAGUGUUGAAAAAUUAACAAACAUAUACCAGGACAGUAAGUCCAGCUCAUGCAGGAUCAUACUGGAAAUUAUAUCUUCUAACUGACUUAUAUUAAAAUAUCAGUCUUAAUUUCUUAAUUUCUGUUAAUCCAAAGCAAGUAUUUAAAAUAAAUCAAACUGCCUGACUAAUAUUGUAUUGAUGUUGUAAUUUACGUUUUUCGCACGUGCCAGUACAGGGCGAGCCCUUGGCCAUUUGGAAUUUUAUUUUACGGAAUAAAAGAAUGGGUUUUAGC
Stylophora pistillata is the source of this 1162-nucleotide messenger RNA. RefSeq names its product methyltransferase-like protein 27. The record is from RefSeq and is a predicted model, not a curated record. Lineage: Eukaryota; Metazoa; Cnidaria; Anthozoa; Scleractinia; Pocilloporidae.